Molecule: messenger RNA, 3007 nt
Organism: Branchiostoma belcheri (Belcher's lancelet)
Lineage: Eukaryota; Metazoa; Chordata; Leptocardii; Amphioxiformes; Branchiostomatidae
Product: calcium-activated chloride channel regulator 4A-like
Exons: 16
Coding region: 1-2865 (954 amino acids)
Source: RefSeq, a predicted model, not a curated record
AUGGCGGCGACGCCCUGGGUACUGCUUCUGUUCGCCCUCGCCUGGCGGUCUGAAGCGGUCUUCACCAGUCCGCACCAGAUCAAACUACAAAACAACGAGUACUCGGACGUGCUGGUCGCCAUUCACAGGGACAUACCGGAGGACUUACGGAUCGUGGAUAGACUGAAGGAAAUCCUGACCAAAGCGUCUGAAGACCUGUACAUCGCCACCAACAGCCGCGCGUUCUUAAAGGAGGUGAAGAUCCUCAUCCCGAAGACGUGGUCCAAGAAACCAGAGUAUCAGCCGGCAGGGACGGAAACGUUUGAACGGGCUAACGUCAGAGUGGAUGUGCCGAAUGCUUUAUACGGGGACAAUCCGUACGUGCAGCAGAAGGGAGGAUGUGGCGAGGCGGGAGACUACAUGCACCUGACUCCUAAAUACGUGCUGGACAAGCAAUAUGGAGAGGCAUACUGGGGACCUAAUGGUAAGACGUUUGUGCACGAGUGGGCCCACCUCCGCUGGGGACUGUUCGACGAGUACGGCCAGGACGAUCCUGCAGGACAAUCCUACCCGCACUUCUACAGCGGAUCGCUAGGAGGCGUCCAACCCACCAGGUGCUCCGCCUGGGUGGCGGGGACGAACAAGCACAUGGUGACCGGAGCGCCGUGUCAGCUGGACCCGGUAACCGGAGUGUACGGGCCGGAGUGCCGCUUUUACCCCGACGAGCAAACCAACCGAGCAACCGGAUCGUACAUGUUUAUGCACUUCCUCAACCAAGUGACAAGUUUCUGUCACAGUGACCCGUCAGGAGACCCUCUAUCCUACCACAACCGUGAGGCGCCCAACAAGCACAACUCCCUAUGCGGCGGGCAGAGCGCCUGGGGCGUCAUGGACCGGCAUCCCGACUUCGCCAACGGCGCUAACCCCCCUCGUGAGGUCCAAUCAACCGUACCGGACUUCGUCCUGCUGCAGGAAAACGACUAUCGGAUCGUCCUCGUGCUAGACGCGUCGAAUAGUAUGAGGGGUGAACCGCUCCGCCGACUGGGGCAAGUGGCGACGAGGUUUAUCCGUAGUACAGUGGGAUUUGGCGCCUCGGUGGGCCUGGUCAAAUUUGCCCGCCAUGCUUCAAUAGACCACCCGGUCAUCAGUGUUGAUUCCCAGGCCGACCGUGAUGCUCUGAUUGCCACAAUCCCCACAACAACUGUUCUCUAUACGUGUAUCGGCUGUGGCCUCCUGAAAGGAGUGGAGGCUCUAGAAGCUGUCGGUCCUCCAGAAGGCGGGGUUUUACUCCUGGUGACUGACGGGAGGGAAACCACGGCCCCCAGAAUCCGUGACGUCAUCCCAGAACUUCUUAGAAAGAGAGUCAUCGUAGCCACGGUUGCCUACAGUCAAAACGCGGACGCCACCCUGGAGAGCCUGGCCCAGCAGACAGGCGGCCCGUCGUUCUACGCUGCACGGCGAGACUCCGCGGCUCUGGAUAACGCCUUCACCGCCACGUUUGAAGCCACAGCCGGCGGAAAGGGGGUCAAGCUGUUAAAUGAAGAGAGGACUAUCGCAGGUGGUCAGACCUACACCAACCACGUGCAUGUGGACAGCAGCGUGGGACAGAACACCACGUUCUCAUUCUAUUGGCUGGGCGGCAGUCGUCCCACGGUUACCAUGGAAACACCUGUCGGACACGUGAUCACUGAAGGAAGCCCGAUGUAUGACGUCACGAGCGACACGAUUACAGUUGAGAUUCCUGGCAUGGCACCGCCGGGAAAAUGGGCGUACAACAUCAGCAACCCAGGUCCUGAUGACCAUGAUGUCAUCACCAUCAUCACCUCCUACCCUCCCACCGAUGGCGAACCCAUCCGAGUAAAAGCACAGGUGAGUGCCGUCUCCCUGAACUACUCGUCCUCCCAGCCCACCGCCCUGCGGAUCUUCGCCUCCGUCCGGCGGGGUUACCUGCCUGUCACCGGGGCUGUCGUCAAGGUCCACAUCGCGAAGCCACCCGAUGGUCGGGUAGAGGAGCUCUUACUCCUAGAUAACGGUGCAGGUGCCGACGUGACGAAGAAUGACGGGAUCUACUCCCGGUACUUCCUGGGUUUCUCUGCGGACGGCCGGUACGGUGUCUCCGUCACGGUGGAUAACAGUCAGGGGGACGCCGCCGGGUACACCGUCAUCCAGCGGCGGGCCGGGAGUGGCGCUAUGCCGAUGGACCCAGAUGCUGGCGGAAGCAGCGUUCAGCAAGAGCCACUGCAGCAGUUCCAACGAAUGACGACAGGUGGCGUUUUUGAGGUACAGGGGGUGCCCAGUGGUGGUGUCCCCACAGUAGACGUCCUGCCGCCGUCCAGAGUUACCGACCUCGCGGUGGUGGAUGUUUCACACGCUGACGCAACCGUCACGCUUAGAUGGACAGCUUCAGGUGACGACUUCGAUCAGGGAGGUCCAGCAAACUUUGUUGAACUUCGUUACGGCCGCCAUUUUGACCAGCUCGCAGACGACUUUCUCGGAUCACCUCUAGUCGACCAAUCACAAGUGCUGCAGGGUAAUCUGACGUCACCACCGCCCCCUGGUCACGUGCAGACCGUCAACAUCCGGGUUCCAGAGCGGGGCCACAACGUCACCUUCGCCUUCUCACUGCGCAUGUGCGACGAUCAGGACAACUGCAGCCCGCCAUCCAACAUCGUGACGUCAAACCUCGAGCACAUCGCCCAACCAAUCAAAGCCAACAACACGGUCACGUGGGUUAUCAUUGGCUGCGUGGUCGGCGUGGCUGUUUUGGCCGCCAUCUUGAUUCUGUUGUACUUCACAGUCUGUCGGGCGAAGAAACAGAUCAAACCUGCGGACUCUAUCCACCCGGCUCCGACCAAUGGCAACACUUCAUAUGCCCGUACUGUAUAGUUCAGAUGCUGGUUGUUGCGUUUUACUGAUUGCUAGAAUUUCUGAUUCUUUAAAAUGUAUAUGCCCCUUUAGAAAAAGUGCUACACAGCAUUUUUGUUUAAUAUCGAACAAAGCUUGAUCGUAAGGAGUUCACAUUCAGACU